CAGGAAAGAGCCAUGUUUGGAGAGCAUAAAGCAAAGUCAGUCUAGAUCAGAUGGACAGACAUGGGUGAUCUGCAUUCACUGUGUGUUGGAGAGAGAUCAGUGGAGGAACUAGUCAUGGGAGUAGCAGGGUGAUUGAUUGGACUGGACGCAGGUUUCUCUGUUGGCUGAAGAAAAAUCCGGCAGGCCCUGGAACUGGCAGACUCAGAUAAGCUGGCAGGAGAAAAGGGAUGCAGGAGGAAGACUCUAUUUGCAGGUCCAUAGACAGCUAGGAAUGUACUUCCUCCAAAGUAGUAGCCCAUGCUACUGAUGACCAAUACUCCAUAUACAGUGGGAAUAAAGGAGAGAGGGAAGCCACCUUGCGAUGGUCCAGAGAGUCUAAUUUCUCUGCAACUUUGGUGAUGGAGCUGAAGGUCUGGGUUGAUGGUAUCCAGCGAGUUGUGUGUGGUGUCUCAGAUCAGACCACAUGCCAGGAGGUGGUCAUAGCAUUGGCACGGGCUAUUGGCCAGACAGGAAGGUACAUACUCAUCCAGAAGCUGCGGGAGAAGGAGAGGCAGCUCCUACCGCACGAAUGCCCUCUGGAGUCACUGGCCAAGUGUGGACAGUAUGCCAACGACGUGCAGUUCGUAUUGCAGCGGACGGGCCCCAGCCUGGCCGAGCGCCCUUCCUCUGAUAGUGCCCCCCAGGCUCCCGAGAGGACAUUCAUCCGGGCCAGCCUUCCCAUCAAACCUAGACCUGUCAGCACAGAGGUGCCCAGGUCCCGAGAGCCUAAAAAGUCUAUGACCUUUAACUUGGGCCCUAUGGGCUCCAGCGAUCGGCUCGCCAAGAGCAAGCUGAGACCACACAAGAGGGACAGUGUAGACUCAAAGGACAGCACCAGUCGCAGCCAUCCAUCCAAGGAGGAGCUGUUUAAGACUGUACUGCACCAGCAGGAGCAGCUGCACUCCCUGGAGGUGCACGGGGAUUCCCUGGAAACGGACCUCAGGCACUGGGAGCAGGACAGGGGCUCCAGCCAGGAAGACGAGAUCCUUUAUCUGGAGCACCUGAUCAGGCGGAACGAGAUGGAGCUGGGCGAAGAGGAGUUCUGGCAGAGCGAGCUCCACAUGGAGCAGGAGUGUGAGAGGGAGCGGCAGGAGAAGGUGAGGAGCCUGCGGGCCACCAUGGAGGAGUACACUCAGAAAAUCCACGAGCUGACCACCAAGACGGAGGUCCUGGAGACGGAGAUCCAGUUAGAGAUCACAGAGAGGGCCAGGUGGGCAAAGGAGGCUCCUGCGGAUCUGGAGGACAUGGCUGCCAAAAUGAAAAGGGAUCUGGAAGCCAAGGCCAAGCAGAGCGCCCAGCUGGAGAGCAGCCUGGCGAGCGUGGGGAAGGCCUUGGAAGAAGCUGAAAGGAAUUUGCAGGCCCAGAAUCAAGAGCUGGAGGAGUUAAAUAAGGAGCUGAGGCAAUGUAAUUUGCAGCAGUUUAUUCAGCAGACGGGAGCCACAGUGACUGUUUUGCAGUCCAGACCUGAGGAUGAACCCCAGCUGGAUCAAACUAACCACGAACUGCCAGCCUGCCAGAGAAACGGAGGCCUUCUCCAUCCCAGCACAGACUCUCCUCCUCGACCAAGCGCCAAGCAGUUCCUCGGCCAUCCACGGAACCUUCAGAACCCACUGGUGUCCAGCCUGAACCCCGAGGUCGUAUCAACAAGGCAGAGCAUCUGGAGGUAGAAAGGCCCAGCCACUGGAGGAGUGAUUUGCCUUGCAAGUGUAACUGUAUAUAAGUAAAACCAUGUUCCGUAUAGAUAUAUAUAUAUUUUUUUUACUCCUUUGUAUCAUGAAUGGAUGUUGAUGGCCAUAUGAAGUGUUUUUACAGACUGAUGUGUUUUAAGUAACAGCAAAAACAGUUCCAUCCCAUUUGGAUGAAAAAGACCUGUUGUGGUUUUUCUGAAUGCUGUGUCUAUUUUUUAAAAAAAAUGAAGAUGCUAAUAUUUCUGGGAAUCCUGGUAGCCCUCAUAAGAUGCAUCAAACAAUGAAAGACCCUUGUCGAUAAAGCAAAGGACUGCCUGUGAGAGGUACGAGACUUUUCUGGGCCAAACAAACACUAAGCACAUAGUGGGUUUUCUGUGCCAUGCUCUGAUGUUCGCUUCCCAGGGGAUGCUAUGUGCUACUGCUGUACAGUGAAGGACCCAUGGAAGCCAGGAUUGUGUUCCAUAUAACGCAUUGUGACUCUCUCGUGGUCACUUGUGUUAAUACCCAACAUGUGAGGAAAAUGGAUGUUUAUCAGGAAACGUGACAAACUAUCCAGCUGCCUGGGAGAACUCUAUUUGUAGUCCUGCAGAAGCCAGGUUUGUACGAUCUUGGGGAGAACUUGUACAAGCUGUUGCUCUUUGGACCAGGCAGCAUCAUGACUAGGAGCAUCUGCCUGAUGCUGAACAGAAUCAGCAAAGACUUUCCAGAUGUGGUAUAAUGGGACUGAGGGGCUCCUGGUGGUGUCUUGUGCCAAGUGCAUCAUCUUCCAAAAGCAUCAUUUGCAAAGUAGAGAGGACUAGAGAUGGAAUAGCUGGAGUGACGUCUAGUUCCUAAUGAACCGCAGCUCUUACCUGUGAGUCUUGAUAUUUGUAUUUACAUACUCCUGCUUUCUAAAACACACUCAGGUCAUUGAAAAAAUGGAGGUAAAAAUGUUGAUGAUUGAAUGGCAAACUGGCAUACGCAUGAAGCUUCCAGUAGGGCUGUCUUUGCUACAGGUAGCUUCACCCUCACCUGAGAUUCAUUGUCCUUCAACCUCCACCCAUAUAACUCCUUCAGAGAUGUCUGCCUCUCUGUCUUAAGGCCAGUUCAAUAGGUUGCAUGUCUGCCUGCCAUGGAACUCUGCAAAAGCUCUGUCUGCACCUGGUUCCAUAUUGCAGAAGCCCAGAUGUACAUCGAACUGAGCCAGGAUUGGAGAGAUUUGUGGGUCAGGGGAAAGGAAAGCUGAACACGUACUCUGUGGGGAGUGUCUUGGGCAUUGUCCCCUAAUACUAAAAUGCGAUAUGUAUUAUUGCCAUUAACCAGUAUUUCCAGCCAUUCACCCUUUUCCUAAUGGAAGUACUGAAAAGAGUGGUUCAUUGGUCGGGUAUUUGCCGCUCUCAUUUGUCAAGACAGCUCUCUUGUGCCUGCUCACUGCUUACAUUGGCAAACAAGUUUAUUCGGAUGGUGGCUUACUGUAACCUGAGUAACCCAUUGUUUUUCUGCUGUGGCUGUCACUGCCCUAAUUGCCCUAAAAUACACAGCGGAGAAUCCAAAUGCUCCUCCUUGAAAACGCUCUAGUUCAGAACCAGGCUGCUGUUCAUGUCAUACAAUAUACAUGAGCUAAAAGGGGAGAAGUAGAAGGGAAACAGCCUCUUCCUGCUAUUCUAGGUGCUACCACAAUACGCACAUAGGCCCCAGUUGAGAUCAGGGUCCCAUUGUGGUAGGUGCUGCACCAGGUGUAUGACACAGUUCCUUAUCCCUAGAAGCUUGCUGCCUGGUCUUUCAUUGUGAGUUCUCUUUAAGAUUCCAAAGGAUAGAACCCAAAUAUUCCUUCCUCCUUUUAAAAAAAAUAAAUGCAUUAGUAACAUUUCUGAUAUAGAUGCGUCCCAAACCAAAGAUGACCAUUGUGUUCUUUUUCUCCUCUCAGGGUGAGCAACAGGCUGUGUUGCUGGUCUGAGACUUUUAGGAGCAGAGAGAGGAGUUGACUCCAAACAUUCUGUAGUGCUCAUUCAUCAGUUUUUAGAAACCUCUGCUUUCCAGGGCUGAGUAACUACUUAGCUUUUCUUGCAGAUUUCUGA
Chelonoidis abingdonii (Abingdon island giant tortoise) is the source of this 3784-nucleotide messenger RNA. RefSeq names its product Ras association domain family member 7 (gene RASSF7). NCBI's taxonomy places the organism in Eukaryota, Metazoa, Chordata, Testudines, Testudinidae. The record is from RefSeq and is a predicted model, not a curated record. Gene Ontology annotation, biological process: signal transduction.